AAACGAACGUUCGCUUUGUAGUCGUUUUGUGCCGUUCCGUUAUUGCGUGUGCGUUUGCGGACUGUUUUGUUAUUUUAAAAUAAAUUGCGAGUCAAACAAGACAUCGAACUUGAGAUACACAGAGUUUGUUCCAAUUUUAGUGCCGCCCAUUUUAUUUGCUUUUCAUGACUGGAUUGUAGUCUUUUGAAUAUGAGUUUAGCAGACACAGACAUGGCCACAAAUAUCACCAACUGGCAAUCGGAAGAUCGUGGCGAUAUGGAAAAGGUUUUAGCCAUGAUAGUCCUAGGCCUUGGCAGCCUGUUCUCCGGCAUGUUGCCUGCGUUUAUAUCAGAGCGUAAUCGUCAACGGUUUCCACUAACAACAUCGCUUCUGCUGUGCUUUGGAGCUGGCAUUUUGAUAGCCACAGCGCUUGUGCAUAUUUUGCCAGAGGUGCGCGAGCAAAUGAACUCGAAAUUUGCGGAAGUUGCAAUGUGUGGAGGGUUCUUUAUAAUAUACUUUAUAGAUGAGUUCAUUCACUAUUUCUUUGGCGAGGCCAUACAACACACACAUGAGCAGUUCCCAGCAACAGGUGGACACCACAACAGUCGGGGGACAAACGCAAAUCAAAAUAAUGCCUACGGAGCAAUUGACGAAAGUGCACCUUUGCUUGCCUCCGAUUCAGCAGCGUCUUCCUCGCACCAUAAUAACCAUCACGGUCAUGUUCAUAAUCAUCAAGAUCGAAGCUAUGCUGCCGUUUCCGGCUGUGACGAUAAUAGCGUUGAGGAUGCAAAUGCACGGAUUUGUCAUACCAGUCAUACGGAACCCUGUGCUCAAUCCAUGACAGGCACAUUGGGACUCUUUGUGGCGCUCUCUUUGCACUCGGCUAUUGAGGGAUUGGCAAUCGGUGUACAAAACUCGGCCACUAAGGUGCUCUUUUUACUUGGGGCCGUUGCGUGUCACAAGUUUGUGAUGGGCUUCUGUCUGGGUCUCGAGUUUCGCUCCAAUCCAAGCGCCACCAUACGGUCCCAAUUCAUUGGCAUUUCAGUAUUUGCCUUGGGUGCCGUUGGUGGCAUUGGAUUAGGCAUGCUUAUCGUCGACGUGCCCGCAGCCUGGUCCAAAACCACGUUGCCUAUUGUACAGGCACUUGCCGGAGGCACUCUCUUCUAUGUAACGGUUUGUGAAGUUAUACCGCGCGAAAAAGCACGAUGGCAUAGAAAUCUCGAUCGUCGCUGGGCGGGAUUUGCGCAGUUUGCAAUUGUCUUCAUUGGCUUCGCAACAAUGUGCCUUAUAAAUUAUUAUCUCGCUGAUGACUAAGAAUCUCAGCAUGCAGUGACUUGCUAUACUAUACAACUAGUUUUCUAAGCAAAAAUUGUAAUUUUAAUGUUCCUUUUUAACGUGUUGUUAGAUGGUUAAAGUGAUGCUAUUUUUGUAAUAAAUUGUUUUUAAUUUUGCGUAA
Drosophila innubila is the source of this 1435-nucleotide messenger RNA. It is a transcript of the gene Zip88E, whose product is annotated as zinc transporter ZIP1. The transcript has 5 exons. The record is from RefSeq and is a predicted model, not a curated record. Gene Ontology annotation, molecular function: zinc ion transmembrane transporter activity. The coding region runs from base 190 to 1293 and encodes 367 amino acids. NCBI's taxonomy places the organism in Eukaryota, Metazoa, Arthropoda, Insecta, Diptera, Drosophilidae. Gene Ontology annotation, biological process: zinc ion transmembrane transport. Gene Ontology annotation, cellular component: plasma membrane.